This is a messenger RNA of Aureobasidium namibiae CBS 147.97, 258 nucleotides long. RefSeq lists its product as uncharacterized. The record is from RefSeq and is a predicted model, not a curated record. NCBI's taxonomy places the organism in Eukaryota, Fungi, Ascomycota, Dothideomycetes, Dothideales, Saccotheciaceae. The annotation marks the transcript as partial. The transcript has a single exon.
AAACAUACAGCAGCAGGGAUUCCCACGUGGUCACCCACCGUAGUACUAAUCUGCCGUUCAACUGCUUAUGUAUGGCAGAGCGGACGGGAUGCCCAGUUUUCAGCUGACUGUGGCCGUAUGUGCUUGAUUAGAAAUGUUUAUCGUCCAUAUCAGGUUGGUUUGUCUACCAUCACAGGCAGCAACCCUCAUCUACAUCAUCGUCAAGUUUCACUUCCAUCAUCGCGCGUACAGCAGGCUUCCACGAAUAUCAGUUCAUGA